GGCGCAAUAGAAUCUAUUAUUUGCGUCGAAAUGACUAAACUUUGACUGCAGCAUUAGGGUAGAUUUUCCCCCGUAAACUCAAAAUGAUGUUAAAUUUUGAUCAUUUAGUGCAAUAGAGCUAAAAAUACCCACCAUGUCUGUAAGAUUGAAUCAUAAAGAUGCUCUCUGGAUACUGCACAAAUCUGGUUUACCAGGAUCUGUUUCAAGAGAAGUAAAGUUUGCUUUGGGAACAAAAGCAGAAAGAUGGGAAAUAAUUCAAGGAGGGACAGAUGAAGAGGAUGUAAAAAUAGCUGCCAGCAUAGAAAUUCAGCGAAUUUGGAGAGGUUACUUUACAAGAUGUAAGCUGUUUGGAAUUCUCCAUCCAAAUGCAAGCGUGAAGUCGACAGCCCUUGGCAGUAGAUUUGUGCAGAGUCCAUCACGGCUCAGUGAUGUGAGGACCAUUACUCCAAUGGAUCCACAUACCACAACACAACCUUCAGGAAUCUUCAAGAGAAACCAAAUUCCUACCAAUGCCUUGCCAAUCACAAAGAAAAAAUAUAAAGAAUACUGUGAAAACACUGUGGCACAGCAAGGCCCGUUAUGUCAACUGAUGUCAUACACAGAAUUUUGUGCCACUCUCAUCCAAAAGUGGUGGCGUUCUAUAUCACUGGGACCAUUGGUACCCAGACCUCCCCCACCUACCACAGAUGGAGGAUUAUCACCAACUGCAGGUGUCCAGCAACGGGUCAGUACAGCUGAUUCAGAAGCAGCGGAGAGAAAAAAAGUUAUUGACAGAGAACAGGCAGCAAGGGUUAUACAGAGAUCUUGGAGAAAACACAUAGACAUCCAAGUGUACAGAUACUACAGAGAUUUGAUUAACUUCAAAUGUAGGGGAGAUCCAUCUUCAAUGUUGAAAUGUAUCAACCCAAGAGAGGCUGAGCUUUUAGAUGCUGCUGCAGGGGUACACAUAAAGUUUAGGUUAGCAGGAGAAAAAUUUCCUCCAAACAUAUACUACAAGAUUUUUACUCACCACAACAUAGUUGACGUGUGUGCUAAUGCACCCAGAGAUUACACAAAAGCUUCAACAAAACGACUUGCGGCGAAUUAUGUACACAACAAAGAGCAAACAAUGGAGGAAGAUGAUCGGUCGGGCUGGUACCAGAGGUGGGAAAACAAUGGCUGGAGGCUCGUCUCAGACAGAGUGAUGAAAAGAGUUGAUCAGGAUCCACUUGUUUAUGAGUCAACACUGAAAAAAGAAAUUUUUAGUCAUAGUAAGGUUGUAAGAAAACAAGACCUUGAAAAAAAGCGCAAAAGGAAAAAACUGGAAUGGAUGAAAAAGAUAGCAAACCAAGUUCUUGCCAGACGAUCCCUUUUCACUGACGCUACUAUCUAGAUGACUAAAAAUUUUAUUGUGGCUUUUUUAUUUAUUGUGAAAGAUUAUGAGAUCGCGCUUGUGGUUGUGAAAAUUGUAUAUAGUUUGUAUUUUUUUAACUAUAGUUCAUAAAAUUUAAGUAUUUAUACGAGUGGUUGUGGUCCAAUAACGCAGUAGCUGUGUGACUAAAAACAAAAUGA
This is a messenger RNA of Stylophora pistillata, 1551 nucleotides long. RefSeq names its product protein MFI. NCBI's taxonomy places the organism in Eukaryota, Metazoa, Cnidaria, Anthozoa, Scleractinia, Pocilloporidae. Gene Ontology annotation, molecular function: protein binding. The record is from RefSeq and is a predicted model, not a curated record.